AUGUAUCACACUGAGGCCAUAUGGUCAAAUUUAAAUUAUUUAUUUAAAUGUAAGAACAAUAAUUUAUUUCAGCAGCCAAUCGGGAACCAAAUGUUCAACACAAAAACAAAGAGAAGAGCCAGAAGAUGGCAGAAGGAUCAUUUACAACAACAGCUUGAGUUAAUCCUGGUGGGUUUAAGUCGUGUUGCACUUCGCAGACGAACCCUGAGGACACGUCUCCCAGACGUCAUCAGUCCGGCGGGGACGACGUCUCGUUGUGGUGAAGAUCAGGUUGUAGCUCGUUGUCUUCCUCACUACGGAAGGCAAAACGUUGCCACACCAGGAGGAUUUCAAACUUCUGUUGUUUCUCCAUCAUCUCCGACUCCGGCAGCGGCCAUGUUGUCCCGAAAAGUCGCACAAGCAGGCGGCGGGAGAUUACAGGGAGAAUCUCUGAUCCUAUUUUUGAUGUCGAAGGGCAGGAUGGGAAACUGGGAGCCGACAGCUGAGCGUCGCUCUGAUCUGCAGAGACACAUCGAUCGAUCAGGCCGCCUGCAGGUUCGGACAGAACUGACUCAGGAGAACUACCAGUCCUCCUUCAGCGUAACCCUCCACUUGGGCAUCUUCCUCCUCCUCCUCCUCUUCCUCCUGUUUCUCCCUGUCGAGAGGAUUCUGAUGAUGAGAAUAUGA
Molecule: messenger RNA, 666 nt
Organism: Thunnus maccoyii (southern bluefin tuna)
Lineage: Eukaryota; Metazoa; Chordata; Actinopteri; Scombriformes; Scombridae
Exons: 4
Coding region: 1-666 (221 amino acids)
Source: RefSeq, a predicted model, not a curated record